Molecule: messenger RNA, 4679 nt
Organism: Ostrinia furnacalis (Asian corn borer)
Lineage: Eukaryota; Metazoa; Arthropoda; Insecta; Lepidoptera; Crambidae
Gene: Hs3st-B
Product: Heparan sulfate 3-O sulfotransferase-B
Exons: 6
Coding region: 355-1392 (345 amino acids)
Molecular function (GO): [heparan sulfate]-glucosamine 3-sulfotransferase activity
Source: RefSeq, a predicted model, not a curated record
AGCUGAAAUUACCGGAAUGAACAUCGGUGUCCAAAAUCGCAUUGCGGCCGCGAUUGCGCAGUUGUUGCGCAAGUCACAUAAAUAUUCUAUUUAUUAACUUCGCAGUUCACAGCCUCAUGCCACUCAAAACAAAUUUUAUCUCAGUAUUUUAUAUCUAAAUGUAUUCAGACUGUAGUUUAUAAUAAUUCGACUGUAAAGAUUUGUCCUCGGAUGGUUAUCUACUUCGCAAGACUGCUACAAGUUGAGUGGAUUAUUAAUAAAUAUUAAGCGGUUAGAGGUUAAGAUUAAAUCUGUGAUGAUAGCAAGUUUGUGGAAGUGACGAAAACUAUUUACCAAUGAGUCCCAGAAACAGAAAUGAGAUGGAUUCUGGCGGUAUCGAAGCGAACUAUGUUUAUUUAUUUCAUAUUGUUAUUUCUAUUAUAUUUAUUUUAUGCUCUGAAUUCUUGUUUAGUUGACGAAAAACAGUUGACGAUCAAAUAUCUGUUUUUAAAACGUCACAUAUCGAGCUACAAAAGCGCUACAGUGCGCUUCGCUUCACUGCUGGGACUGGACUGGUCGGAGAACAAGUACAGACGGCUGAAGAACCAAAACUUGGUGCCGGUGAAGAGGCUGCCCGAUGCGCUUAUUAUAGGAGUAAAGAAGUGCGGCACUAGAGCGUUGCUGGAGUUCUUAAGGUUACAUCCAGAUGUCCGGGCUGCAGGAUCUGAAGUCCAUUUCUUUGAUAAGUUUUACCACAAGGGAUUCGAAUGGUACAGGGACAGAAUGCCCCCUACCCUCGAGGGCCAGAUCACGAUGGAAAAGACGCCUUCGUACUGGGUGACACGUUCGGCCCCCAAAAGGGUGUACGCUAUGAACCCUUCAGUCAAACUGUUGGCUGUUGUUAGAGACCCUGUUACAAGAGCCAUUAGCGAUUAUACGCAAUCUGCCAGCAAAAGACCAUCCCUUCCACGCUUCGAGGAUCUAGCUCUGGUCAACAGCACAGUUGGCUGGGGUGGACCCUGGUCAGUAGUGGACGCGUCGUGGCCACCAGUGAGGCUUGGCGUUUACGCGAGGCCACUUCGACGCUGGUUGAGGAGAUUCCCGCGAUCAAAACUAUUGCUGAUCAGUGGAGAAAGACUGGUUGCUGAUCCAGCUGCUGAAAUGGCUAGAGUGCAGGAAUUCCUGGGUCUCAAGCAUGUGAUAACAGAAAAGCAUUUCUACUUCAACUCAACUAAAGGCUUCCCUUGCCUCUUGAAGUCAGAGAGUCGGCCCACUCCUCACUGCUUAGGAAAAACUAAAGGAAGAAGCCACCCUCAUAUAGAUCCUGUGGCUAUUGAAAGGCUAAGGGACUUCUAUAGGCCUUUCAAUGAAAGAUUCUACCAACUUUCAGGUAUAAACUUUGGAUGGCCUUGAUAAACUGUUGUGAUUAAUGUAGUAUACGGCCAACGAUUUAUAAAGUUAAAGUGCCAUCAUAAAAUUGUAAUAUAAGUAUGUACUUGAGGCUAUAUUGGUGCAUGGAAACUAAACAACGAAAAAUUAUGUAUACGUUUUGUUUGCAAUGAAAUGAAAAAUAAUAGCAUUUAAGAAUAGUUAAUUUAAGUACUAAAUUAUUGGUUAAAACAUUAGUUCCUUUUAGUCUAAAUAUAUUCUGCACAUGAAUGUAGCUGCUUCCAGUUCCUAGCUUUGAUUAAGUAUUCCUUAUACAUGUUCCAUUGAUUUUCGAUGUUUUUUAGCUUCAUAAUUUAUACGAUUAUGAAGCAUGUUAUUCAAAUAUCAGUUUAAAACUAUCACUGUCCGUAACUAUAUCAAUUAACGCGUCGACUAACUUGUUUAGCUUUAAAUCGCAGUAAGUAAUCUUCCUUCUAAAAUAUUUAAUUAAUUAAGUUAAUAUAAUGACAUAAGACCCCGCGUAUCGGGAUAAGGCAAGGCAGAAAAAGAAGAAUAUAGAUAAUAAGCCAUAUUGUAUCGUCAAUAAUUUGGCCGAGAUGUCAUAUUUAUUUGCAUUCAUCAACGGCAUCGUCCAAAACUUAGAUACAUUUGGUUUUAAAGAGUUGGAAAUAACUUGACAAUUUACCACAAAACGAAUUUUAAACGAUGGUUGUGUUAAGAGGUAAACGAAAUGGAUUAAGUAAACGUCAUAUUAAUAGUUAUUGCAAUAAUUGUCAUAUUUCUUUGCAUUCAUUGCAACAACGGCAUCGUCCAAAAGUCAUUUUGGUUUUAAAGAUGUCUAAUAGUACGUAAUAAUAAAAUAUAUAUAAUAAAUCUAACAAUUAUAGUGGUAGGUAAAUGUAGUGGACGUAGUGGUGUAGUUUUUACAGUCACCACUAUUAUUAUGGAAAUGCCUGAAAAAGCUCAAUUUGUAAGUUAUGACAUUGUUGCACACAAGGAAAUGUAGAGUUUAAUACAUAUAACGGAUCGUCACCUCUUGUAUAAAUAACAUUGUGAUAAACGUGUUUGUCUGUUUAAGGUAUUUAAUAGCAUUUCUGUUCUGUUUCUGUGAUAACCUUAAGAUAAACCAAGCAUAGUUUACCUACUUUAUUUGUACCUACAGGUACUCGACACUCGAAUUAUGUCAAUACUUUUUAUUGCGUUGCUUGCGUAAGUUCGUCAUAUUAUAGAUAAAAUAUAAAUAAAAGUAUUAAAUAACAGAAAAAAAACAAGAUAUUGAAGUAAUCUGCUGUUUGCUUGAUUAACUAUAAUUAAAAAAAUAUCAACUAUUAACAGAAUUUUGAUCAGAUUCUCAAUUUAUUCUAUCACAGGUUUUUGAAAAUUGUUUGUGUAUAAUGUACAACUGGUACAACACACAACCUCGGUAGUUCGGUAGUUAGAUAAAUAUGGUAAUGUCACUAUAGAAGAGACAUUAAAAUUAAAAACAAUUAAGUACCUACUUUUUAAGAGAAAAUAAUAGCUCAAUUAAAACACCUAUUAUAAUACGAUAUUUUUAGAUAGACAUAAUAAUCGUUUAAAUAAUAAACAUCGAUAUUUAUUAGUAACAUACCUACCUAAACUUUGAUUCCCAUUGGGGGUUCAAAGUUUAGGUAGGUACCGCUACCUCAUAACUUUAAUAUUUUGAGGCUACAUGCGAAACGAAACCAGAUCGAAACUUAAGUAUGAGUCCUGCCUGAGAUUAGUUAAAUUUUUAAAGAUACAAUAAUCAUGAAGUCUUGACUUGAACCUACUUUAUUAUGAAAAUUGCACUUUAUGAUAACUCGCACAAAGCAAAUAUCGGCUUGUGAUAAAUAUUGUCCUUAAUAUUUAAUGAAUGAUACGGCGGCGGUCUAGAUAUCGAUGUUUAUUAUUUCUUAUCGAUAUAAGGCUCGCAUUAAGAAACGACCUUCAAGUACGAAUCUACAAUUAAAAAUAGAUUCAAGUUUGUGAUUGGUCGAAAUAUUUAAAUCAACCAAUAAUAUGCUUGGAUCUACGUACGUCGAUAGAAUUUUGAGCUUUAAAAACUCUACAAUUAAGCUCAAAUUCGAUUAAAACCCAAGCAUAGAUUCGACUUGCGAGAGGUUUCAACGAGCCUUAAGGCGCGCGCGCACGGGUCUUUUGUGACAGUAUGGCUCUACAUAUACAGGUUGUUAGGUAAAUGGGUAUAUUAGUAAAUUUUGUAAAAUCCGGUUUGUAUGAAAAUUAAAAAAAUUAAAAUGAAGAUUUUUUUUUACUUCACCAUACCAUUUAUAUGCCCAUGUUAACAUGGGCUAGUGUCGGCUCAUAUGCCCAUUUACCUAACACCCUGUAGAAUAAGUACUACGUUGUUUCUUUUUCUCUUUAUAAAAGUGUAAAAGAGAAAGAUAUGCUGUCACAAAAAGUCACCCGUGCGCGCAAAGCCUAGUAGUUAUAAUAAUUUGCACUGAGCCAUCCCAACACACGUGCCAUGUAGACGCUAUCAAUUAUUAAGCUUGCCAAGUUGUUAGAUAUUUAAAAUAAUAAAGUUGCCAAUGAUAUAAAACCUUGUUUUAUUUAUCUUCACAUAACAUCAAGUAUAAACAGUUUCACUUAGAAUAAAUAAAUACCCGACACUGGGCAAAGUAUGACAUAAGUUAUUCUAAUAUUUUUCCAAAUUGGAAACCUGUUUUCGGUAACCCUAACGUGAUGACAAUUAAUCAGUGUUGAAUUUAAUACUAUAGAUACACAAUAAAGUUAAAAUUCCAGGUACUGACCGCUUGGAACUGAGGGCUUAGUGUGAUUUUACAUCAAAAGUCGUCAGUAGUAGUGAGCGCGUUUAAAAAAUCCAUGAAGAUUUUCUUUCUUGAAAGUAUCCGCUAGUGACGACGUUUUUAUGUAAACUCACACUAAGCCCUCUGUACUACAUUACAUGACUAUUUGGAUUGAUUAUUAAAUUGGACACACAAGUGGUUCUUCUUAGCAUAUUUAGAGAAUAAUGUAGGCAUGACAUUUUAACAAGUAAAAAUGUCAGCUGCCCACAUUUUCCUUCAAUAACUUUUACAACCUUACUAUUUAUUUGUAAUAAUAAAUAUUGUGUGUUUAUACAAGAUUAAACAACCAGUGGAGUAAUAAAAAUUAUAGUAUUUCAAUUUUCAAAGACGGUUUUGAAGAGGAACAAAAAUGCAAAAAUCACACAUACUUACACAUAAAUAUACAUGCACAUUUAAUUAUAGAUUAGGGAGCGACCCCCGACAACAUAUUUUUAUAAGUGUGGUCACUGCCUAAUUGUAAAUGUCUCUUACAAAAUACCAAGA